GAAGGAAGAAUGGAAGGGCCACGGGCACUGUCUGCCUCUGCCCCUGUCCGCAGAAGCCCUUGUGAAACUGACCUCAGCCAUGAUGAGAGGGCAGACCGAAGCCAGGACAGCACCGCUGUGGCCCUGUCAGACUCCAGCUCGACACAGGACUUCUUUAAUGAGCCCACAAGUUUGCUGGAGGGUUCUCGAAAGCCCUUUGCAGAGAAGAGGCUAUCUGGACUCAGUGCUCCAGCAGGACCAACUGGUAAAGAUCUUCCAGGGCCCACAGAGGAAAGAGGAAAAAUUGAGGAGUCCUUGGAGAGCACAGAGGCCUUCCGGGUUGUAGAUCAAGGCAUCCAGAAGCCUGUGGCAGAUUCCUCAGCCUCUGCUUACAUCCUCAGCAAGCCCCCGGUGUCCACACCUUCCUCGUGGGAUGGGAAGAAGAGGGGUGACCUCCCAGGGGAGCCGGUGGCUUUUCCCCAGGGACUCCCAGCAGGCGCUGAGGAGCAGCGCCAGUUCCUCACAGAGCAAUGCAUCUCCUCCUUCUGCCUUUGCUUGAGCCGCUUCCCACAGCACUACAAGAGUCUCUACCGCCUGGCCUUUCUCUACACCUACAGCAAGACUCACCGGAACCUCCAGUGGGCCCGUGAUGUGUUGCUAGGCAGCAGUAUCCCAUGGCAACAACUGCAGCACAUGCCGGCACAGGGGCUCUUCUGCGAGAGGAACAAGACCAAUUUCUUCAACGGCAUCUGGCGGAUCCCCGUGGAUGAGAUUGACCGGCCAGGCAGCUUUGCCUGGCACAUGAACCGCUCCAUCGUGCUGCUCCUCAAGGUUCUAGCCCAGCUCCGGGACCAUAGCACCUUGUUGAAGGUGUCUUCCAUGCUGCAGCGGACACCAGACCAGGGCAAGAAAUACCUGCGAGAUGCUGACCGCCAGGUCCUGGCCCAGCGGGCUUUCAUUCUCACUGUGAAAGUGCUGGAGGACACACUGAGUGAGCUUGCAGAGGGGUUAGAACACCCAGGACCCAAGGGCUGUGGCCACUCCGGAGCCAGGAUGACCACCGAUGUCUCACACAAAGCCAGUCCCGAGGAUGGCCAGGAAAGCCUCCCCCAACCCAAGAAGCUACCUCUAGCUGAUGGCUCAGGACCAGGGCCUGAGCCAGGGGGCAGAGUGGGCCCUCUCAGCCAAUUGCCAGUGGCCACAGACACAAGGGACAGCACAGACCAGGGUGGGGAGCGGAAAGACAAAGAGAGUCCCCAGGCAGGGCCCACUGAACCCAUGGACACCAUUGAGGCUACUGUUCACCACCCAGACUUGGAACAGACUUCACCUCUGCUUCCAGGGCGUCCCCCAAGGGACAGGGGCCCUGAGAGCCGGUCCGCUGAGCUUUCUCUAGAGGAACUGAGCAUCAGUACCCGACAACAACCCACUCCACUUACACCAACCCCUGCAACGCCCACCACCACUGCUACUCCCCCCACUACGGGAACCAGGGGAGUUGGCCACCCUGAGGAAGCACCUCCAAGGCCUAAUCGCAAAAGGAAACUCCUGGAGGAUACAGAGUCUGGCAAGACUCUCCUGCUGGAUGCCUAUCGAGUGUGGCAGCAGGGCCAGAAGAGCAUGGCCUAUGACCUGGGCCGCAUUGAGAAGAUCAUGUCGGAGACUUACAUGCUCAUCAAGCAGGUGGACGAGGAGACUGCACUGGAGCAGGCUGUGAAGUUCUGUCAGGUUCACCUUGGGGCUGCUACCCAGAGACAGGCCUCAGGAGACGCACCCACCACCCCCAAGCACCCCAAGGACAGUAGAGAGAACUUUUUCCCUGCCACAGUAGCCCCCACAGCACCUGACCCCUUGCCAGCUGAUGCCCUCCAGCGGCCCAGUGACUCCCACCUCAAGCCUCAGACUGUAUUGUCUUCUGCCACCGUUGUCAUCGGUUGCCCUCCCUCCACAUCAGCCUCUACCCCAGACCUGUCCGCAGAUCCUGGAAUUCUGCGGCCACACAGACCAGAGGCUACCACCAGCAUGGCCUCUCUGAGUCCUGAGAUAGAAGAGCAGCUGUCAGGAACAACAGAAGGUACCAGCUUUCCACCCCAAGAGCCACGGCACCAGAUGAAAAUGACUGCCACAGGUCCCCUGACUGAGCAGCACUGCUGGCCAGUGGAGGCUGCUUGCCAGACAGGUGCUGAGCCCACCUGCAGCCAAGCCACCAGCACUAAGGUCCCCAGCAGCGGAAGUACCCAGUCACCGGAGAGCCAUCAAGGCAAGACUGAGUCCAGCAGGGCCAAAUCCCGCCUCCUGUCCAACAUGCCAAAGUUGGUGAUCCCUUCAGCCACCACCAAGUUUCCCCCUGAGAUCACCGUCACACCACCUACCCCGACCCUGCUUUCCCCUAAAGGCAGCAUCUCGGAGGAGACCAAGCAGAAGCUGAAGUCAGCCAUCCUCUCCGCCCAGUCAGCUGCCAACGUGAGGAAGGAGAGCCUGUGCCAGCCAGCCCUGGAGGUUCUGGAGACAUCCAGCCAGGAGUCCUCAUUGGAGAGUGAGACAGACGAGGAUGACGACUAUAUGGACAUAUGAGGGGGCCACCUAGAGCCCCUACGGCCAUACCCAGAGCAACAGCUAGGCCUGGAAUCCCUUUGGUCCAGACCCUGAGCAAGGCCAGAAGCCCAUGUGAGGUACCUUUUCCCAUGGUCUCCUAAGCCUGCCCGGCUCCCUCUUUACAGCAUCCUGCCCUGGUUGAGGCUGUCCGCCCAGUGUAUUGGUCCAAAGGAAGAUGAGAGCUAUCUUAGGCACAUGAGGAUGAACUGGUUGUGGUCUACACAGCAGGGCUGGCACUUUUUUGUUUUGUUUUAUGAAUACUGACUUUCUGUACAAACAGACUAACGUGGGUUCUGGUGGCAGCAUCAAGAGUCUAGCUCACCCCAUACCCUUUUUGUCAUUGUUUCUUUUCUAAUAAAGCUGGGAAAAUG
Microtus oregoni (creeping vole) is the source of this 2945-nucleotide messenger RNA. RefSeq names its product calcineurin binding protein 1 (gene Cabin1). The record is from RefSeq and is a predicted model, not a curated record. Gene Ontology annotation, molecular function: nucleosome binding. The transcript is spliced from 12 exons. Gene Ontology annotation, cellular component: nucleus. The coding region runs from base 10 to 2553 and encodes 847 amino acids. Lineage: Eukaryota; Metazoa; Chordata; Mammalia; Rodentia; Cricetidae. Gene Ontology annotation, biological process: chromatin organization.